ACUUUAAAAAGGCAUUUGAACUUUACAGCUUGGCACUGGUGAUGGACUUCAUCAUGGUGGUUGGUCGGGUCCACAUAAGGAUAAGGCUACUAUUAGCCUGCUUCCUCUUUCUCUCUGUCUAUGGACAAACCUCAGGACCAUAUUUCAUGGUGACAUUUCCUGCAGUGAUCGAGUCUGGCUCUGAUGCAAAGUUCUGUGUGAGUCUUCUGAAGCCCAAUGAGACUCUGCAAAUGAACAUUUAUCUGGUUCACGACAACCAGAACAGAACUCUUUUACAAGAGACAGUGGAAAAGGAGAUUCACUACUGCUCUAAUUUUACGGCUCCACAGGUUGUGGGUGAAUCAGUGCAGGAGAUCAAAGUGGAAGUCAGCGGUGAAAGUUUUAAGAUGACAGAGAAAAGGAAAGUUAUGUUUAAAUCCUAUGACACAUUGGUUUUUAUUCAGACUGAUAAACCCAUCUACAAACCAGGCCAAACAGUGAAUUUCAGAAUUGUCUCUAUGGAUUCUAAUUUAAUCCCACAUGAACAAAAGUACAGCACAGUGAGUCUUCAGCAGGAUAAUCACCAGAACAGGAUUGGUCAGUGGACGAAUGUGUCCUUGACAGGUCUGAUAUUGCAGCUUUCUCAUGAGCUAAAUGCUGAGGCUCCAGAGGGAUAUUAUAGUGUAAUUGCUGACACUGGAAAUAGGUUGAUCACACACCAAUUUAAGGUGGAAAAGUAUGUUUUACCCAAGUUUGAGGUUACAUUAAAAGCACCAGAAGAACACAGCGUCGAUGAAGAGGAACUGAAGAUAGAAGUUUGUGGAAAGUACACUUAUGGACAACCAGUGCCUGGUCAAGCAGUGGUGCAGGUGUGCCGGAGAAUUAGGUAUUAUUACGAGGGACCGAUGAUUUCACCCUGUCUGAGUGAAACUGUGGAGAUGAGUCAGACAGGCUGUGCAUUUCUUAUCAUUAAUGUGUCAAACUUCAUGAAUACUGAGUUUGAACAUAAAUUUGAGGAUCAGCUUCAAGCUACCACUACACUCAAAGAGGAAGGAACAGAUAUUUCCAUGGUGAAAUCUGUUAAGAUAAAACUUUCUUUCCAAAUUGGUAAAGUGGAAAUCCUUGAUUCGCCUAAAAACUUUGAACGGGGAAAAGUUAUAGAAGGAAGAAUUAAAGUCACUACCUUCAGUGGAAAACCAAUUCCUAACAAGAAGGUGUAUCUUUCAGAAGGUGAACGGUGGUCUCAGAAGUUACUACUUAAUCUUACUACAGAUAGCAAUGGAUUGGCAGACUUCUCAGUUGCCUCACCUGAACAUCCUAUAACAGAGAUAAUUUUGAGGGCAAGUGUCUAUCCAGAGGAAAAAUACCAUGCAUACAAAACACCAUUCUUUUCAAAUGCUGAAGCACGUAUACAUCUGCUCCAACCUGCCACACCUUACAGUCCAGUGUUCAGUGAAUUGUCAAUAGAGAGCUCAAAGGAACCAUUUAAGUGUGGUGCUGAAAUUCCCAUAACCAUUAACUACUAUAUUGUUGGAGAAACGACUGAAAAUUACAGCAUUGAUCUUAUAUACACGGUCUUAUCUAAAGGAGCCAUAGUCCAUCAUGGGCAUGAGGAAGUUGAAGUGGAAGCCUCUACAGAUGUCAGAAAAGGAAAAAUCUCAUUUAAACUAUCUAUUGUUCCUGAGCUGGCUCCUGUAGUGCAGGUUGUGGUGUACUCUGUCCUGCCCAGUGAGAACAUCAUCGCUGCUAACAAGAAUUUUAAUGUGGAAAAAUGCUUCGGAAAUAAGGUUUCGCUACAGUUCUCUCCCUCUAAAGCAGUUCCUGGUGAGAAAAACACUCUUAAGCUCAAGGCUCAUCCUGGUUCACUGUGUGGCCUCAGUGUUGUUGAUCAGAGUGUGUUCAUCUUAGAGUCUGGAGGACGCCUAAAUACUGACAAGAUAUUUAAUUUGUUGCCAGUGACAUCAGUGUCAGAUUAUCCCUAUGGAGUUGAAGAUGAACUGGAGUGCUUGCAUGUCAGACCCCGACGGGAUGUACAAAGUGACCAUGUUUACAAUAAAUUAAAGGGUGUGGGGUUGAAGAUGGCAACAAAUUUGGCUGUUAGACAACCUCACUGUUUGAUGUACAAAGGCGUGCAGUAUCAGCGUGAUUUUUAUGUUUCAUACAGGACAAAUGCUGACCAUUUGCGUUUCGCGGUGCCGAUGGCAUUAGGAAAGUAUGUACCAGAUCAUGAACCUAUUGAGACAGUUCGCAAAUUCUUUCCAGAAACUUGGAUAUGGCAACUUCUUGAAGUUGGGGACUCUGGAUCAGCACAGCUUCCGGUCACUGUUCCUGACACCAUCACUACUUGGGAGACAGAGGCUUUCUGCGUGUCCUCUAGGGGUCUGGGACUGGCUCCUCCUGUUCAGCUCACUGUAUUUCAGCCCUUCUUCCUGGAGCUCUCGUUGCCGUAUUCCAUUAUCCGGGGAGAAGUUUUUGAGCUGAAGGCCACGGUCUUCAAUUAUCUUUCCAAAUGCAUUAUGGUUAAAGUGACCCCGGCUCCUUCUUCAGACUACACUCUGGAACCCUCUUCUGAUGGCGAGUUUUCAUCCUGCCUGUGUGCAAAUGGCAGAAAAACCUUCAAAUGGACUCUGAUUCCCACCGUGCUUGGAGUCUUGAAUGUGACAGUGAGUGCAGAGGCAGAACAAUCCCAGACGGUGUGUGAUAAUGAGAUUGUGAGUGUUCCAGAGAGAGGCCGUAUUGACACAGUUACACGGAGUCUGAUUGUGCAGGCUGAAGGAACUGAAAAGACAAAGAGCCAAAGCUGGUUAUUAUGCCCACAAGGCAACAGUGUUUUAGAGCAACUGGACCUGACUCUUCCUGAGGAUGUAAUAGAGGGAUCAGCACGAGUUUCUGUUUCAGUACUUGGAGAUAUACUUGGCCGUGCAUUAAAAAAUCUGGAUGGACUGCUAAGGAUGCCAUAUGGCUGUGGAGAACAAAACAUUGCUCUCCUCGCCCCCAAUAUCUACAUUCUUCAGUAUCUAGAGAACACUGAGCAGCUCACCACAGCUAUCCGUGAGAGGGCUACUGGUUUCCUUAAGAGUGGAUACCAGAGGCAGCUAAACUAUAAACAUUUUAAUGGUGCAUAUAGCACAUUUGGCAGGGGAGAUGGGAACACAUGGUUAACUGCUUUUGUCUUGAGGACUUUCGGCAAAGCACAACGUUACAUCUUUAUUGAUCCAGAAAUCAUUAACAGUGCAAAGCAAUGGCUAAUAAAUAAUCAGAGAUCAGAUGGCUGUUUCAUACAACAGGGAAGUCUGUUCAAUAAUAGAAUGAAGGGUGGUGUAAAUGAUGAUGUGACCAUUACUGCCUACAUCACUGCAUCAUUCCUUGAACUUGGAAACACAGUCCAGGAUCCUGUUGUGAGUAAAAGUCUGCUGUGCCUGAAGUCUUCAAUCGGUAACCUGACAAACACCUACACCACUGCGCUGUUGGCCUACACUUUCAGUCUGGCUGGAGAGAAUGAAACUCGAGAGCACCUGCUAAAAGAGUUGGAUAAUGUUGCUAUUGCUGGAGAUGGUCAGCUUCACUGGUCUCAGUCAGCAUCAGAUGACUCCGGCUCAUUGUCAGUGGAAAUCAGUUCUUACGUGCUGCUAGCUGUUCUCACUGCAGGUCAACUCACUACAGCUGAUUUGGGAUACGCUAAUAGGAUUGUCAGCUGGCUAGUGAAGCAGCAAAAUCCCUAUGGAGGCUUUUCCUCCACACAGGACACAGUUGUGGCCCUCCAAGCUCUGGCUCUAUACUCCACUAAAGUGUUCAGCUCAGAUGGCUCUAGCACAGUAACUGUAAAGUCAGAUAAUGGACACAGUCACAACUUUGAUGUGAACCAGAACAACAAGUUACUGUACCAAGAAAGAUCACUGCAGGAUGUUCCUGGCAAAUACAGCAUUGAAGUGAAGGGUGACACCUGUGUGUCAGUGCAGACAGCACUUUUCUACAAUAUCCCUACACCUACUGAACCCAGUACACUGAACAUCGCGGCUAUGACUGAAGGAAACUGCUCCAAAUCAUUCGGACAAUCUUUGGCCAUAAAUUUCUCUGUCACAUAUAAUGGGGCAUUAAACAGCACUAACAUGAUCAUAGUGGACAUAAAACUCUUAUCAGGGUUCACAGCAGAUCCUGGUGAACUGAAAAACCAGAUUUUGGUGGAACGAGUUGAUCCCAAAGAUGACCAUAUUAUUGUGUAUAUAAAAAAGCUCCAAAGGAAUAUUCCUAUCAGCUAUAAGCUGCACAUUAAACAGGUGCUUCCCAUCAGGAAUCUCAAGCCGGCUGUGAUCAAAGUUUAUGAUUACUACCAAACAAGUGACCAGUCUGAGACGGAGUACACAUCCCCAUGUGUGUAAGCUUCCAGAUCUUCAUUAAACACAGAAAAGUUCUGGAUA
Molecule: messenger RNA, 4397 nt
Organism: Ictalurus punctatus (channel catfish)
Lineage: Eukaryota; Metazoa; Chordata; Actinopteri; Siluriformes; Ictaluridae
Product: alpha-2-macroglobulin
Exons: 34
Coding region: 42-4358 (1438 amino acids)
Cellular component (GO): extracellular region
Molecular function (GO): endopeptidase inhibitor activity
Source: RefSeq, a predicted model, not a curated record